Staurois parvus is the source of this 357-nucleotide messenger RNA. The record is from the annotation of a GenBank genome assembly. NCBI's taxonomy places the organism in Eukaryota, Metazoa, Chordata, Amphibia, Anura, Ranidae.
UGGGGCCCCCGGGCAAUAGGGAAUCAUGGGGCCCCUGUGUCCUUGCCCAAACUCAAAAAAGCCUAUGAAAAAGUGGGAGAAGGGCCCCAUUACACACACACACACACAAACCAAUUAGAUCAGAAGCCAAAAAAAUCUAGAAGAGGAAAUGGAAGUACCCAGAGGAGACUUAUUCACAGGGGCAGACUGACAACUCAUGGGGCCCUCGGGCAAUAGGAAAUCAUGGGGCCCCUGUGUCCUCUCCCACACUCAAACCACACCAAAAAAGCCUAUGAAAGGUACCAGGGGCAUCUCAUGGGGCCCCUCAUGGGCCCCUCAGUUAGUGCCCGAGUGACUAAAUGGUCAGUCCGCCCCUGC